UAGCGCUAUUAUCAUCAAUCGGUCUUACAUAAGAAAAAAUACGUCGAUCGUUGAAACUUUUUUAAAUUGUUGAAGGUUAGACACACACACGUGCAAGACGCGCGAAGAAGAGUUUUGAGAGAAAGAUUUACUUUUCUCGAAAUUCGGAACUUUCGAUUUUUGCGAAAAUAGAUUUUAAGAAUUUCGCAUGGUUCGGGGAGCGGGAUCGCGCGUGCACAGUAUUGCGCGCGAAUACAAAUCCGCUCAAGAACACUGCGUGCAACAACGGAUCCGUAAAUACGUGCGAUUACUCAGAACGCGACUUACGCGACGAAGACGUCGCUGGUGCAGCGUCCAAAUGAAAAAUGGCCGCAAACGUGAGAACAGAAAUGCGAGUACCAACGCGCGCUGCACCUCGUCCACCUGGCCAAAAUGCGACGCGAAGAGAUCCGGUUUGGGGCAGCAGUAAUGACAUAUUCGGAGGUGCCCUGACCUCGCAAUCUGUGCAAAAGAAAAAGCCACCUCCUCGGCCACCACCUCCAAAAUUUAAUCAGAAUCAUUUACAUCAUCAGAAGGACCAAAAGCCGAGAAAGCCAGCCAGGCCAACAGAGCUAUUGACCAAUUUCUUUGGACGAAAAAAGCAAGAGAACGUUCUUCCGUCACGUUCUAUCAACCAGUUAGCAAAUCCGAUAUCGCAAUCCACAAACUCAAUUGCGACUGUGUCUCUGAUAGAUCUCAGUCCACCCGGAUCUCCAACGUUUACAACUCGUUCCAGCAGCGAUGGUGUCAGCGUCGACAGUUUCGGGAGUGACGGUAACUCCAAUCCAUCUGCGUUCACGAGUAGUGGGAACACAUCUCAAACAGAAAGUGCCUUCGAAGAUGAUUUUGACUUUUUUGGCAUGUCAGCCAAAAAGAUAGUGCAAAACGAUCCGUGGCAAACCAAGACAACAGUACAGGAUCCGUUUGGUCCUCUUGAAGACACAUGUUCAAACGUGUCUCAGAGCACUGGCGGAUCAUAUCUCUUUUCUCUCAACUCGAUCAGUCGUGAAGCGAAUCAAGUGCCUUCCAAUUUGAUUACAACCAAAUCUCUCGUCACGUCGAUGCCGACGAUAAUUCGAGCGAGACCUCCCAAACCUCCAGCACCAAAGUUAUCUGUAAAAAAACUCGAACCGAUAGCUAAGCAAGCAUGCAAUGACUUUGAAGUCUCGAAUAGCAAUAAUAAAACAAGUAAAUCGUUAACGUUGGAUUUCUCCAACGCAUGGUCCAAUGACUACGAAGAAAGUGAUAGUCCGUCGCCACCUAUGCCGACGAUUCCUCCGCCAGCACCGCCCGCGGAUUACUUAGCGGAACUUACCAGCGAUCUGGAUAGAGAUCUAGAUAAACCUCACGGUAUUGCGCUAUACGAUUUUCCGGCAACACACUCGGAUGACUUAACUCUGAAGGAGGGCGACGUUGUGGAAUUGAUAAGGAAAGUUAACGACGACUGGUUAGAGGGAAGAAUAGGAAAUCGUCAAGGAAUAUUCCCGCAUAGUUUCAUUGAUAUUAAAGUACCUUUGCCGGGUUUACCGGACAAUAUAGUUACAGCGUUAUAUGCUUUCCCAGGAGAGACCAAUGAGGACUUGUCGUUUGAAGAAGGUGCAAAAAUAACAGUUAUAUCGAGGAUAUCAAAAGAUUGGUUGUACGGUGAGUACAACGGUAGAAAAGGGCAAUUCCCGGCAAAUUAUGUAAACAGACUUCCGCGUAAUAUCUAAUAAUAAACGUAUUUCUUCUCG
Molecule: messenger RNA, 1751 nt
Organism: Pseudomyrmex gracilis
Lineage: Eukaryota; Metazoa; Arthropoda; Insecta; Hymenoptera; Formicidae
Exons: 6
Coding region: 345-1730 (461 amino acids)
Biological process (GO): actin cortical patch localization; plasma membrane tubulation; endocytosis
Cellular component (GO): mating projection tip; actin cortical patch; medial cortex
Molecular function (GO): protein binding; lipid binding
Source: RefSeq, a predicted model, not a curated record